AUGCAUACGGUACGGAAAGUCGCCAUCUAGAUAUAUAUACACAUACAUAUACAUAUACAUAUAUAUAUAUAUGUAUGUAUUUGUGUGGGACAUUUAAUUAGCAUACGCGUUUCACUUCAGUUCUGUUUCGGUUCGACGCACUCUCACAUACUCUUUCUGUCUCUGCUUCGGCUGUCUCCGAAUUGAACAGAAAACAAUACAACAAUACAAUUAUAACAAGUACAACUUAUUGAAACUGUUACAAAAACAUAAUGCUGGAUCCCAUAUCGGAUACACCUCUGGUGCUGGCCUACGUAUUUAUGUCGCUGCUGGUGCUGAUUGUCUGCUUUAUACUAUUCAAUGUGGUCCAUAAGCUCUAUCGCGGCAUGGGCGCUGAUGUUGGUGUGGGCGUGUCGAGCAGCUCGCUGAAGACAGCUAUGCUGGAAGUGGAUGUGAUGAAAACCGGUUAGCUGGAGCAACAACAACAACGCUGCUUGGCAAGAAUCUCAACAGCAACAGCGAAAGCGACAACAACAACGCUGCUGUGGCUUGUGGUUCAGAGCAGCUGCAACAUUGUACAUAAAGCCACUGUUUAUAAAAAUAAUAGCAUUUUAGCCUAGCCAUAAACUAGUACUUAUACACAUAUAUAUAUAUAUUCCAGAUGACGGGGCGGGUUUGUGUCAGACAGUCUAGUCAUUUAAUUAGCCAUAGCGUAUAGCCCAUAUUGUUGUGGGUUAGUUAAAACGUCUUAUGUCCGACAUUGAUAUUGUAAAUACAAAUAAAAAACAAAUUGUUAAAUACAAAUGGGUAAUUUUAGACCAAGUGAAGCCCUGGCCAAGUGCAAAGCAAUUUCUGUAUCGCAUGAUCGCCGUAAAGCCUCGUUAUCAUGAUGAUUGCGCCUUGGUUAUCUGUGGGCAUGGCAUGUCAUCAAUAAUAAUUGAAGGCAUUGAUUAAAAUGCCCCGUUAGUCAUUGAUUUAUACAUAGGUUUUAUUUAAAAUAGCGUGUUUCAUCUAUAAUUUCUUUCUUUCUUUCUUUCUUUUUCCUCCAUAGCAGUUUGUGGCCCAGUGCACGCUUUUCU
This is a messenger RNA of Drosophila novamexicana, 1058 nucleotides long. RefSeq lists its product as uncharacterized. NCBI's taxonomy places the organism in Eukaryota, Metazoa, Arthropoda, Insecta, Diptera, Drosophilidae. The record is from RefSeq and is a predicted model, not a curated record. The transcript has a single exon. Bases 252 to 449 code for a protein of 65 amino acids.